UUUGGACCCACAUUUCAGUCACGCGCGAGCUCAGGAGCCGGGAAGCGGAGUGGCGCCCCAACCCACUUCCACCUCUUGUUCAAAUCAACUCCCCUGCGUCUCUCACGCUUCCCCUCCACUUUGCGGAAAAACCCCAACUCCGGCAACCCAAACCCCGCCGCCUCGCCCAACCCAAGCCACAAACCCUAGCCCCGAUAACUCCCCAUGCGGCACCGCAAGCGUGGCGGCGACGGGGGAGGCGGAGACCACGGCGACGCGACGGUGCUCGGCGCCGUGGGGCUCGGGGCCCUCGCGCGGCUCGACCUCCACGACCCGCCCGAGGAGCUCCCUCUCGCUGCCGCCUACGACGACGCGUCGGGCUGCAUUACCGUCUCCCUCGGCGGAGAUACCGUCUCCGCCUCCUCCGCCGACCUCGCGGCCGCCCUCGAGCUGCCGCGGGGCGCGGUUGGGCUCGCCCUGGAGGCGGACGCGGCCAUAUUCUCGUCCACAGAGGAGAUCGCAGCCGUGGGGCGCUUUGUCCGCGAUCGCGUGCUGCUGGGAGGUGCAGUGGACGGCGUAGCAGAGUCCGGAGAGGUUGCUGCCGCGUUGCGGUUGGUGGAGGAGGGGAAGGCGUACGAGGUGGACUGGGGCGGGUUGGUGUGGGCGGUGCUGAAGGGGGAGGUGGUGGCCGGGACGCCACGGCGGUACUCGCCGUACCUCCUCCGUCUGAUGGAGUACCAAAGGCCGGAGCUUUUCCCCGAGAUUGAUGGGAGGUUGCCCCUUCGUAAGAGAUGGAAAGGUCAGAUGUUGGAGCAAUGCCAGUGGACGGGUGAGAAGCUGGUUGUUUGUGAGGAACAUGAGGUGGGGGAGGAGGAAGAGACCUUGGUUUAUGGGAUAAGCCCGAACAUUGGGGACUUGGAAGAGAUGCCAAUAUUCGGAGAGGGCAAGAAAGUUGCUGUUGACGUCCCUGUGGAUUGUAAGAGAGCAUUUGUGGAGGGAGAAGAGAUACAUGGACUGAGCCAGGGAAAUGCUGAUCUUGGAUCACAAAACUCCUUGCCUUCAGAUACCAAGCUUUUAGGUCAUGACAUGGAGUGCGAUGACGGGGAAGGAGUUGCUCGCGGAAAUGCCAACAACCAGAGUUCUGCUGAUUAUUCUUCUUUCGACAGGCACCUCUGCACAUUGGAUGAGCAAGAUGACUCCUCAAGCCCUCAGCAGUUGAUCCCUGGGGCCAAGUCGCAACCUGGGUCCAAUCUGCAACGCAUAAUUGAAACUGAAGACGAAGACGAUGAAAAAAACAAUGUGGGUGUUGGCCCUAGCUCUCAUGUCAUCAGAAAUGUCCCUUUGUAUAUCUCACCUUAUCUUGUGCAACAGCAUAAGGGAGAGGGCAUUUGUAAUGGCCGAACUCUUUCGCCUUUCAAUGACUACCUACAACAAAUCUUAGUUCGUGUGCUUUGCAUGGAGAAUGGAUACUUGGAUAAGGAAAAAGAAUGCAGGGACACUCAAGCUGAAGUACAGCGCAUUAAGGAGAUGGUGAUGGAAAAGGAGCACAUAAUUGCUGCUACUGGGAAUGAUAUACUGGAGGAGCUUGAAACGAGGAACACUGAAAUGUGCCGACUUGAAAAGGACAUGAAGGUGAUGUCCUGCAUGGCUCAACAAUACAAAGAGUUACUCAAGAAGUCUUUAGCUAAAAUUCACGAGUACAGGAACAAAAUGUUGUGUGGGGAAGGUGUUGACUCAUAUUUGGAGGUCCUUGGCAUCGCUGGUGAGCAGAGUCGCACUUGGGUGCAACAACUGCAUCAUCAGCAGCAGCAGCAGAUUAGUAGGAUUCAACAUACUUGGUUUUCAUAUUAUUUGAAGCUUGUUAAGAAGAUUACAGAAGUGAAGACGGGCAUGGAAGACCUCAACCAUGAACUGCAAAGACUAAAAGAUUCCAGAUCAAUUCCCGACCUCAACAAAGACGUGGAACAUGAUGGUGAGGGCGAAGCAUCCCUGAACAAGACGGAGGACAGAGAUCGGGAAGGUGAAGAAGGUCGUGUCAGCAACACCACACAUGGAGGAAAGCACCUUGGUGAAUUGAUUGCAAACCUUGAUCAAAGGAAUAACACUGAGGAGAGCAUGGAUGCCAAUGGAGUUCAGGGAAGGUGCUCUGAAGAUGAAGCAUGUCAUGGGGGUGGAGCCUCACAGGGCACAAGUUAGGCAAAAGAAUGUUAUGCUGCUUGUAUUUUGGUUGAAUGGUUGGUGGUGUGGAACUUAUUGCCAUGUGAAUGUGCUGAUCUGAUUGCACAAGAAUUUUGUCAUGUGGACCUUAGAUAGUGGUAAAGUUAUCUCUGACUAAUUACUGUGUUAGAUUGGUUUAACCAGUGGAAUGAAUGGUGUUAUGGUUUAGACAUGAAUGAGAAGUUUCGUCAACAUGUUAUCUACUUUGCUAGUUCUGUUGAGUAGUGACAAGAAA
This is a messenger RNA of Phragmites australis (common reed), 2431 nucleotides long. RefSeq lists its product as uncharacterized. The record is from RefSeq and is a predicted model, not a curated record. The transcript is spliced from 3 exons. Lineage: Eukaryota; Viridiplantae; Streptophyta; Magnoliopsida; Poales; Poaceae. The coding region runs from base 205 to 2175 and encodes 656 amino acids.